CUCCGCCCCCGCUCCCCCUUUUAAAUAGCGGCGAAGCGCCGCUCGGAGCCGAGCCGAGCCAAGCGGAGCCAUGGGGCCGAUGGCGCUGCUCGGCAUCCUGGCGGCCGCCGCCCUGGCAGGUGUCAGCACAGUUCCAGUGGAAAAAGACCAUAUGGAAGAAAUGAUAACAAGGUGCAUAGUGGAAGUUCUAUCCAAUGCUCUGUCUAAGCCAAAUGCCCCACCAAUUAAUCCUGAAUGCAAAGAAAUCCUCAAGAAGGGUGGUAAAAGUGACAGAGAGAGAAGCGAAGACAAACAGCUUGAAGUCGGGCGUUUGAAAGAGCCAUCAGAGUUUGAAAACCCACACUCUGAAAGUGUGGAGAGUGAACAGAGUCAAGCAGAAGAUGACUCUAAAAAGCGCAUGAAAGGAAGUGAUGAAGAGAAGUCUCAUCCUGGGGAAGGUAACAGCAAGGAAGAUGAGGAAGGACGCCACAUACCUGUUCAUGAAGAGAAACUUCAUACAGAAGAAAAGAAACAAUAUCAGGAAAUCAGAAGAGAGAACAGCUACCACAGUGAAGAAGACAAAGAGAACAAGCAAAGUGAUGGAGAAGACCAUGCUGUUCUCAACAAGAAGUCUCACUCUGCAGGCAUGAGCACAGAGGAGGUCUCUGAAGAGAAUGAUCAACGCCCCAUGGGUCACUGGCAUUCAGAGGAGGGAAUGCAAAGCCCUUACAAAAGAAUUCAUGAAGGUGAAGAAGGAGAGGCGGAGGAAGAAAGAAGUGAAAAAUACCACCUGAGUGAGUCUAAGGGACGUGAUUUCUCCCAACAUGAGGAACAUGAAGAAUCUGAUGAGAGUGAAGAAGUGAAGGAAGAAAAAAAGUCCUACAAACCAAAACGUUAUGGGAAACACAGAAUGGGUGAUUCCUCUGAAGAGAAGAGAGGCCAUGGUGAGGAUAAAGAGGAACUAGCUGAAGAAUCAAAUACAGAGGAGUCUCAUCUCUGGGACAAAAGGAACAGCCGUCAGAAACAACACCACGAAGAAUCUGAGCAGCAGCAUGAAGAGAAGAGUAGUUAUCAUGGAAGGCAUGGAUCUGAAGGUAUGGAGGAGAAGAGGCAUGUGGGCCAGGGAAGCGUGGAGUACAGAGACAGGUGGCAGCAGAGUGAGGAGAAGAGCCAAGAGGAAAAUAAGAGGCAUCACCACAGUGAAGAAAGUAAUGAGAAAUGGCAUGAAGAGAGGAGACACCAUUCUGAGGGAAGGGAAUAUCAUGGAGGUGAAAGUGAGGAAGAGCUAGACAGGUAUCACAGUGACAGCAGCAAGGAGAAGCAGCAUCAUGCUGGAGGAAGGUACCGCUUGUGGGACAAUGAAGGUGAAGGGACACAAAAAGUGUACACACAGGAGCACAAAGGGCAGGCCAGAACACACUACAGCAACGAGGACAGCGUUGAGCAGCAGCACUACCCUGGUAACAGUGAUGAGGAGGAAGAAGAAGUAGAAAAGAAGCAUUACAGCAGUGAUCAGAUAGAAAACGAAGAGGAGAAUAUGGAACAAGGAGGAUAUGCAGAGAAAGAAGAGUACAGAAGCCGUCUCCCUGCAGAGAAUGAGAAGAGAACCGCAGCAUCCUACAGCUCUCUGUACCCACUUCUGUGGUGGAAGAGCCAGCACUUAGAGAAAAGGAACAGUGCAGGAGAGAGGCUUCCAGAGAGUAAGGAGGAAAGCAGGCCCACCCUGAGCGAGAAGAAUCUUUUCCCUGAGUACAGUGACUAUGACUGGUGGGAUAAAAAGCAGCUCCUGAGUGCUCUGAACCAUGGGCGCUCUGAGAAGAGGAAUCUUAGCAAAAGGAACAGAUACGAUAUGAAAAGGCAGUACGACAAGAUGGAUCAACUUGCACAGCUUCUGAAUUACAGGAAGAAAUCGGCUGAAUUCCUGGAGCUGUACAAUUCCGGAGAAGACAUGAAGAAACGUCACGUAAUCAGGAAUGACAAAGGAACUCUGAACCAGAGGCCUCUGACAGAGGAGGAGGCAAAAGAGCUGGAAAACCUGGCUGCUAUGGAUUUGGAGCUGCAGAAAAUAGCUGAGACGUUUAAUGGCAACAGGAGAGGCUGAAGAUGAUCUGCUUUGGUGUUUCAAAGCUAGGUGUAGCUGUACUCACAAUACCUGUAUUUUGUGGUAAAUUCACUGCCACUGGAUUGUUGUUUGCCCUAAAAAACAAGAAAUACUAUUUACUGUCCACUAUAGUGUAGUGAUUUAUAAAGCUGGACAUGUCUUUAAUUUGCUAUUUUGCUAUUGAAAUUUGAAUAGCGUGAAUUUUAAUAUUAUAACCUUUCAUGCAAGGCAGAAAUUUUUAAUAUGCUUGUGGAAAUAAUUGUGUUAGUGUUCCUGGGAAAUAUAUGUCUGAGUUUGAAAUAAUAAAAAGCAUUGAUUUUGGAGCAAA
Coturnix japonica (Japanese quail) is the source of this 2408-nucleotide messenger RNA. It is a transcript of the gene CHGB, whose product is annotated as chromogranin B. NCBI's taxonomy places the organism in Eukaryota, Metazoa, Chordata, Aves, Galliformes, Phasianidae. Gene Ontology annotation, cellular component: secretory granule. The record is from RefSeq and is a predicted model, not a curated record. Gene Ontology annotation, biological process: regulation of double-strand break repair via nonhomologous end joining.